Sparassis crispa is the source of this 1557-nucleotide messenger RNA. Its product is annotated as Glycerophosphoinositol permease 1. The record is from RefSeq and is a predicted model, not a curated record. The transcript has 20 exons. Gene Ontology annotation, molecular function: carboxylic acid transmembrane transporter activity. Gene Ontology annotation, cellular component: plasma membrane. The coding region runs from base 1 to 1557 and encodes 518 amino acids. Lineage: Eukaryota; Fungi; Basidiomycota; Agaricomycetes; Polyporales; Sparassidaceae. Gene Ontology annotation, biological process: transmembrane transport; carboxylic acid transport.
AUGUCUAUCUCCGCCGAGAAGAUCUCCGACGACGUCAAGGCUCAACCUGCGGAUGCUACCAGUGUUCCUGUACGCGAGACUCGAGUCGUAAGUAGGAAUGAGGCCCUCAGCUCCUACAUGGUCAUUGCCGCUGCUGCAUUCGGGCUGAUAUCAGAUGGAUAUCAAAACAACCUCAUGACCAUGGCCAACGUUGCCUUCAAGCAAAUAUAUCCGAAAGAAUACACGUCUACGGUCUCUACCCGCGUAUCCAACGCGCUUCUCGUUGGUGAAAUCCUUGGCCAGGUUUUUGUAGGACUGCUGUGCGACAGAGUUGGGCGCAAAGCAGGCCUAGUGGUCACCACCGUUAUGAUUGUGAUUGGGGCCAUCCUUUCUACUGCAGCACAUGGAGCACAUGGCAGCCCCGAAGGGUUGUUCUGGUUUUUGACCAUCGCGAGGGGGAUCACUGGCGUUGGCACUGGAGGCGAAUACCCGGCAUCGUCGACAAGCGCUAGUGAAGCUGCCAAUGAGAAAAUGAUCGCGAAUCGAGGCCCAGUAUUCAUCAUGGUCACGAAUUUUGUGCUCAGCUUUGGCGGUCCCUUGGCAGUGUCCGUUUUCUUGAUCGUUCUUGCAGCUGCUGGAGAGAACCAUCUCAACACCGUCUGGCGUGUGAGCUUCGGGAUAGGCAUCAUCCUUCCUCUUACGGUUUUCUACUUCCGGAUGCGCAUGCUGAGCCCGAAGUUAUAUCGGGAUGGUGCGAUGAAACGACGGGUGCCGUAUUGGCUUGCCAUCAAGAGAUAUUGGAAAUCGCUGAUUGGCACAUGCGGAGCUUGGUUCCUGUAUGACUUCGUCACAUUCCCAAAUGGUGUCUUCUCCGGGACCAUCAUUUCUUCUGUCAUCAAGAAUGGUAGUGUUUUGUCCACUGGUGAAUGGCAGUUGCUGCUCGGUGCUAUCGCCCUUCCAGGUGUCUUUGUCGGCGCUAUGCUCUGCAACCCUUUUGGUAGACGUAACACCAUGAUCCUGGGCUUCAGCGGCUACUUGAUCUUUGGAUUGAUCAUUGGAUGUGCGUACGACAAAAUCACCAGGAUCAUACCGCUUUUCGUCGUCUUCUAUGGUCUCAUGCAGUCGUUCGGUAAUAUGGGGCCGGGUGAUAUGCUAGGCCUCGUGAGCGCAGAAUCGUAUCCUACUGCAAUUAGGGGUACCUGUUACGGCCUUUCUGCCGCCAUUGGGAAGACCGGUGCCGCGGUUGGUACUCAAGCAUUCACGCCGAUCCAAACAAACCUGGGCAAGAAGUGGACAUUCAUUAUCGCUGCCAUAUGCGGAGUAGCCGGUAUUCUCGUCACGUACUUCUUUGUGCCGGACAAGACGGGCGUUGACCUUGCGGAUGAAGAUGCGAAAUGGCUGGCGUACCUUAAAGAGCAAGGAUGGGAGGGUGAAAUCGGAGAGGAUGAUGUUAUGAAACUCACGCGAGAGGAUAGUGCUAGUGAUGAAGUAGAAUUGAUGAGUAUUGUGAUCUUUCGGCCUUACUUUCUGUGUGCUGCGUCAGUAGUAGUACACAUGCAUGGGUUGCUCACGACCUGA